Messenger RNA from Ceratina calcarata, 2005 nucleotides. Its product is annotated as carbonic anhydrase-related protein 10-like. The transcript is spliced from 4 exons. The record is from RefSeq and is a predicted model, not a curated record. Gene Ontology annotation, biological process: one-carbon metabolic process. The coding region runs from base 227 to 562 and encodes 111 amino acids. Gene Ontology annotation, molecular function: zinc ion binding; carbonate dehydratase activity. Lineage: Eukaryota; Metazoa; Arthropoda; Insecta; Hymenoptera; Apidae.
AACUAAUGCCGGCGGUCAAUAACUUUGUUAAUAGACGUUGAUUAAUCUGCUUUUCGUGUUUUUUACGAGUCGCAUAAAUUUUGCAUUUCGAUGGCUGAUUCAGCGCGGUAUUCGUCGAUAGGAGACAGAUGUUGUCCUAACAAAAGAUUGCUCGUACUGUGCAGGCGACACCGCACCCGUACGUCACCUGUCUCUGAAGAACCUCCUACCAGAUACGACCACUUACAUGACUUACGAGGGCAGCACGACUCACCCGGGCUGCUGGGAGACGACUGUAUGGUUGAUCCUCAACAAACCUAUUUACGUAACAGCACGAGAGCUUUACGCACUAAGGAGACUAAUGCAGGGCCCGCAGAACACUCCGAAAGCACCCCUGGGAAACAAUUCCAGGCCGAUCCAGGAUCUUAAUCAUAGGACUAUACGGACGAACAUCGAUUUCCACAAGCAGCCGGACGCGAAGUGCCCGACGAUGGCGAAGGACAUGCACUAUAGAGAUGACUUUUUCUUUCCAGCGAACACGUGGCAGGACGAUGGCACCCUCACGCACAACGUCGUUGUCUGAGAUCGCCGAUUACGACGCGACAGGUUCACGCGAAUGUCUCCUAAAACCAACGUGUAGUGCUAACAUGAUCGCGUUCAAACAAUUCGCUUCAUCGGACUCUGAAACAUUUUCAUUUGUUAUGACAAAGUGACACGACGGAAACGUUAGAAUUCAUAGAGGCCUAACUUUACGACACCCUCAUUUGGAAAUUCGUUGAACAAACACUUGCCGUAAUCAAUAAUCGGACACGAUUAAUUUGAAAUAAUCGGGCGACCAGCUAGAACGGAGAAACCAGAUUCCAUUUCCGGAAGCUGAUCCACGGAAUAAGAUAUGAUACCCGAAGACGUGGAACAAUCGACAGAGGUUUCACGUGUUUCGACGUCGAAACACCAUCAAUUCCGUGGCAGCUGCAUCCCAUUUCGGGCCGGAGGAAGAUACACGGGCCGCGGGGUAGACGAGCACGAGUUCCUGGGGUCGUUUCUCGAGCCGAUUUUGACGGGAAUGAUAAGUGUGUUCGAGCACAGCGGGAAUUUGUAUUUGUCGCUCGGACGCCCUCAGGAAAUCGUUCCCGUCGUUCUUUCGAAUACGGAAUGGGAUCUCCGAGCGUACUCCGCGAAGACACGGUUGUCAACGAGCCUAGCCGACUACUGCUAUUGCCAAUCGACAAUUAUUCCUACAAUCGGCGGUCUUUAUGAUUUGUCACAGAGAAUCUCGUCGACGUUAAAAGUUUCCAAAUAUAGCGAUAGGAAAUGCGUAAUUAAUUGUAUAUGAAAAUGGGAUUUCGUUCUUCGUGUAAAUUAAAAAAAUUGCUUCGAUCCUGUCACUUCACGAAACUUCGCUUUUACUACUUGCCAAAGCGUGUGAUCGUUGCCCUGUAUUUCCGAACUGGAGAACGAUCGCGUACCUGUCGCUGCUAGCAGAGGACUCGCGCUUGUUCCGCUUUCAAACCAACCGCAGGAAACACGCUUCUGAGCAAUAUUGGGAGUGCGACUUACUUGACAGGUUUUUGUCAAUUAUUUUGUAGCCAAUAUAUAAACAAGCUGAACCGAGACGUAUAGAAACGUGUCAAAGUAAGGAAUUCGAUGAAAGAACACGAGACGAAAGCGGAACGAGCGACAGCUGAAUGCUUUGGAAGGAACGAGAGGUUCGAAUAGGACGUGGAAACGAAAGAUACGAGGCAAAGCCGCGAUUCCCUGGCCAACGGCGAUCGCGAGGUGAAAUAAAUCGGAUCGUUCGCAGCUUGACGGUCCGUCGCUUUUGUAUAUAUAAAAUAACAGACACUAACAAGUCCGCAAGGGAAGGAAUUACUAUUAAAAAUAGGGGUAAGGGCAGAUUAAGAGGACAUUUAGGGAGAGGGACGGGGGAGAGUGUGUAUAGAGAAUAACGCUGUAUCAUACGAAAGUGAACGUUUAACGAUUGUGGUUAAUGAAUAACGAUAAACAAUAAACGCAACGUUAUAUUGUA